Molecule: messenger RNA, 1482 nt
Organism: Aureobasidium subglaciale EXF-2481
Lineage: Eukaryota; Fungi; Ascomycota; Dothideomycetes; Dothideales; Saccotheciaceae
Exons: 1
Coding region: 43-1398 (451 amino acids)
Biological process (GO): intra-Golgi vesicle-mediated transport
Cellular component (GO): COG complex
Source: RefSeq, a predicted model, not a curated record
UGAGGCCAUUGAAGGUGCCUAACAGUAUAAACACAACACACCAUGGCAGCUGCAGAUUCAGAGGCUUCAUAUAUCGAUUACGAAGCAUUCGCAUCGCCAGACUUUCACGCUCCGACCUUCGCAAACACGCUGGUUCUUUCUACCAACGACGCCAACGACACUUCCCUCGACCUCUCCACACCACUUUCACGGGUCCUCUUCGACGUACAGGAAGUCGACACACAUAUAGAUUCUCUCACCACCUCAUCUGCCCUGCCUCUGCUGAAACACACAUCUACCCGCGCGCAAGCCAGCACACACGUCCUCGACACUCUCGAAUCUCAGGUCCAGGGACUACAACAGGCAUACACAAGGCUGCAUCAAGACGUGGUAGAGAGAUACGAGCAAGCAGAACAAGUACGUCUAGCAGCAGACAGGCUUGCAAAUACACUCCGACUUGCCAGAGCGGUCGCAAGAUGUCUACACCUCGGUCGAACGCUCGAGGGCAGCAUGGCCGAUACGGACAAGCCACGCGAAGGCCAUCGAUCGCUUGCACCUGCGGCCAGACUGGUGUUGUCGCUUCGACAGACUCUAGCUCCUGAAGAUGUGGCCGAGGCGAGAUUACUCGCACGUGUGAAUGCCAUUACUACACUGCGGAAUGAAUUGCUCGACCCAUCCGAGAGAAGCCUGCUGGGAAAAGCACAGCAAAGUAUUCGCGAGUUCAGCAUGUCAACCCUUACGGGCUCAUCUGGAGGAGCUGGAUCCGUUUUUGCACAGCACGAUGACACAAGAGCGAGGACAUCGGCAGCGUUGCACACGCUAUACCUGCUCUCUCCAGUGAGCCUACCACCGAAGUCGUCGAACAUACAAGGUGCCACGUUCAAUCCGACUCUUCUUGUGAAUGCUCUGCAGUCAUAUCUACAGACCUCUCUUACUGCCUCAGCCACUUCCUUAGCACGUGCUCUAGCUACUCUUCCAACGCUCGACCGCACUCUGCUGGAUAUCAGUGCAAGGUGUCAAAACAUAGUAGCAUUGGAGUCACUAUUGUCUACUGCAAGGCCUCCAGCUCAUCCUCUUCUACCUACUUCGGCUGACAGCAACACCCCGGCUCCACUCGAGCCUCCGCCUGCCUUCCUAGGUCCUCUUCUUGCAGCUCUUGACACCUCCUCAUUGCCUUCUUACUUCUGGCGAUCUUUGGCAUCUUCUUUGGCUCCACGAGUGCAAGAGAUCAUUGCACGUGGAGGCGUCAGCGCGCGUACUCUGAAGACGAAUAGAGAUAAGGUCCGAGACGCGGUCAGGGAAUGUGUGCACAGGGGUAGCCAAUUGCCGUCCUCGGCAGGUUCGAAGAAGGUCGUAGGGAACUGGGAAAGAGAAGCUGCUGUUAUGGUCGGUAGUAUCAUUGGGUCUCUGGGUCGAUAGAAUCAAUACACACGGUGGCACCUCUUGUCGUUUCAUAAAGAAGCAUUAAGCACUUAUCGUGUCCAAUAAAUGCACAACGUCGCU